GCCCCGGCCCGCCGCAUGGAGCCGCCCGGGCGCCGGCGGGGCCGCACACGGCGGCCGGCGCCGCUGCUGCUGCCGCUCACGCUGCUCGCGCUGCUGGCGGGCGGAGGCGGCGGCGGCGCCGCGGCGCUGCCCCCUGGCUGCAAGCACGACGGGCGGCCCCGAGGGGCCGGCAGGACGGCGGGCGCCGCCGAGGGCAAGGUGGUGUGCAGCAGCCUGGAGCUCGCGCAGGUCCUGCCCCCCGACACGCUGCCCAACCGCACGGUCACCCUGAUUCUGAGUAACAAUAAAAUAUCCGAGCUGAAGAAUGGCUCAUUUUCUGGGUUAAGUCUCCUUGAAAGACUGCCAUGUGCCUCAGAGGGGCCGGUCAUACCUAAGUCCCAGGCCCGACUCCACGGCGGACGGCCCUUCACUCACAUUCCAUGGGCCCAGGGUGAGGAACGGGCAGUGACCAAUUUAACUGAGUCAGGAUUUGCUCAGCACUUUUUGGGAAAGGAAUUUCCUUACUGUCAACAGAACAGAUGGUUGCACAGCCUAGAGACUGCUGCCACUGGCUUGGGCCGGAGCCGACACACCAAAGAUCAGGGAGUAGGGCCCAUCUUGGUCAGCAGCAGGGACCUCCGAAAUAAUCUCAUUAGUAGUAUAGAUCCCGGUGCCUUUUGGGGACUUUCAUCGCUAAAAAGAUUGGAUCUGACAAACAAUCGAAUAGGAUGUCUGAAUGCAGAUAUAUUUCGAGGACUCACCAAUCUGGUUAGGCUAAACCUUUCAGGGAAUUUGUUUUCUUCAUUAUCUCAAGGAACUUUUGAUUAUCUUGGCUCACUCCGGUCUUUAGAAUUUCAGACUGAGUAUCUUUUGUGUGAUUGCAACAUAUUGUGGAUGCAUCGCUGGGUGAAGGAGAGAAACAUCACCGUACGGGACACGCGGUGUGUUUAUCCAAAGUCCCUUCAGGCCCAGCCAGUCACGGGGGUGAAGCAGGAGUUGCUGACAUGCGAUCCACCCCUCGAAUUACCAUCUUUCUACAUGACUCCAUCUCAUCGCCAAGUGGUGUUUGAAGGAGACAGCCUUCCAUUCCAGUGUAUGGCUUCAUAUAUUGAUCAGGACAUGCAAGUAUUGUGGUAUCAGGAUGGACGGAUAGUUGAAACUGAUGAAUCGCAAGGUAUCUUUGUUGAAAAGAACAUGAUUCACAACUGCUCGUUGAUUGCAAGUGCCCUAACCAUUUCUAAUAUUCAGGCUGGAUCAACUGGAAAUUGGGGCUGUCACGUCCAGACCAAACGUGGGAACAAUACGAGAACUGUCGAUAUUGUGGUGUUAGAAAGCUCUGCACAGUACUGUCCUCCCGAGAGGGUGGUAAACAAUAAAGGGGAGUUCAGGUGGCCCAGGACGUUAGCUGGCAUUACUGCGUACCUUCAGUGCACGCGGAAUACCCAUGGCAGUGGGAUUUAUCCCGGAAACCCCCAGGAUGAGAGGAAGGCUUGGCGCAGAUGCGACAGAGGUGGCUUCUGGGCCAGUGAUGACUAUUCUCGCUGCCAGUAUGCAAACGAUGUCACUAGGGUGCUUUAUAUGUUUAAUCAGAUGCCUCUCAAUCUUACUAAUGCUGUGGCCACGGCCCGGCAGUUACUGGCUUAUACUGUGGAAGCUGCCAAUUUUUCUGACAAGAUGGAUGUUAUAUUUGUGGCUGAAAUGAUAGAAAAAUUUGGAAGAUUUACCAAAGAGGAAAAGUCCAAAGAGCUCGGGGAUGUGAUGGUUGACAUCGCAAGUAACAUCAUGUUGGCUGACGAGCGUGUCCUGUGGCUGGCGCAGAGGGAAGCAAGGGCCUGCAGUAGAAUCGUUCAGUGUCUGCAGCGCGUUGCUACGUACCGAUUAGCAAACGGAGCUCAUGUUUAUUCAACAUAUUCACCCAAUAUUGCUCUGGAAGCUUAUGUCAUCAAGGCCGCGGGUUUCACUGGGAUGACGUGCACCGUGUUCCAGAAGGUAGCAGCUGCUGACCGGACAGGCCUUUCUGAGUAUGGGAGGCGGGACCCGGAUGGAAACCUGGAUAAACAACUGAGCUUUAAGUGCAAUGUUUCAAAUACGUUUUCAAGUCUGGCACUGAAGAAUACUAUCAUCGAGGCUUCUAUUCAGCUGCCUCCUUCCCUUUUCUCACCAAAGCAGAAAAGGGAAGUCAGGCCCACUGAUGACUCUCUCUGUAAGCUUCAACUAAUUGCAUUCCGCAACGGAAAGCUUUUCCCAGCCACCGGGAAUUCAACAAAUUUGGCUGAUGAUGGAAAACGCCGUACAGUAGUUACCCCCGUGAUUCUCACCAAAAUAGAUGGUGUGAAUGUGGAUACCCACCACAUCCCUGUUAAUGUAACACUACGUCGAAUCGCACACGGAGCAGAUGCCGUGGCCGCCCAGUGGGAUUUUGAUUUGCUGAACGGACAAGGAGGCUGGAAGUCAGAUGGGUGCCGUAUACUCUACUCGGAUGAAAAUAUCACCACCAUUCAGUGCUACUCCCUUAGUAACUAUGCAGUUUUAAUGGACUUGACAGGAUCCGAACUCUACACCCAGGCAGCCAGUCUGCUACACCCCGUGGUUUAUACUACCGCCGUCAUUCUCCUCUUAAGCCUUCUGGCAGUCACCGUCAGCUACAUAUACCAUCACAGCUUGAUUAGAAUCAGUCUCAAGGGCUGGCAUAUGCUUGUGAACUUGUGCUUUCAUAUUUUCCUGACCUGUGUGGUCUUCGUGGGAGGAAUAACCCAAACCAGAAAUGCCAGUGUCUGCCAAGCGGUUGGAAUAAUUCUUCAUUAUUCCACCCUUGCUACAGUACUAUGGGUGGGAGUGACAGCUCGAAAUAUCUAUAAACAAGUCACUAAAAAGGCGAAAAGAUGCCAGGAUCCCGAUGAACUGCCACCUCCACCAAGACCAAUGCUCAGGUUUUACCUGAUCGGAGGUGGCAUACCCAUCAUAGUCUGUGGCAUAACGGCUGCGGCAAACAUCAAGAAUUACGGCAGUCGGCCAAAUGCACCCUACUGCUGGAUGGCCUGGGAGCCCUCCUUGGGAGCCUUCUAUGGGCCUGCCAGCUUCAUCACCUUCGUAAACUGUAUGUACUUUCUCAGCAUAUUCAUUCAGUUGAAGAGACACCCCGAGCGCAAGUACGAGCUGAAAGAGCCCACGGAGGAGCAGCAGCGGCUGGCGGCUGACGAGAACGGCGCAGGGCGUCGCCAGGACUCGCUGUCUCUGUCUCUCGUCUCCACGUCAGCACUGGAAAAUGAGCACACGUUUCAUUCUCAACUGCUGGGGGCCAGUCUCACCUUGCUCUUCUAUGUCGCCUUGUGGAUGUUCGGGGCCUUGGCCGUUUCCCUGUAUUACCCUCUGGACUUGGUGUUUAGCUUCUUUUUUGGGGCCUCAUGUUUAAGCCUCAGUGCCUUCAUUGUGGUUCACCACUGCGUGAACAGGGAGGAUGUUAGACUUGCGUGGGUCAUGACCUGCUGCCCCGGCCGGAGCUCGUACUCCGUGCAGGUCAACGUGCAGCCCCCCAGCUCCGGUGGCACCAACGGAGAGGCCCCGAAGUGCACCAACAGCAGCGCCGAGUCCUCGUGCACCAACAAGAGCACGUCGAGCUUCAAGAAUUCCUCCCAGGGCUGCAAACUGACGAACCUGCAGGCGGCCGCGGCUCAGUGCCACGCCAACGCUCUGCCCUUGAACUCCGCGCCUCAGCUCGACAACAGUUUGACAGAACAUUCGAUGGACAAUGACAUCAAGAUGCACGUGGCGCCUUUGGAGGUUCAGUUUCGCACAAAUGUGCACCCGGGCCGCCAUCAUAAAAACAGGAGUAAAGGACACCGAGCGAGCCGACUCACAGUCCUCCGAGAGUACGCCUAUGACGUCCCAACAAGCGUGGAGGGCAGUGUGCAGAACGGCUUCCCUAAGAGCCGGUCGGGCAGUAACGAAGGACACUCGAGGAGCAGAAGGGCGUACUUAGCCCACAGGGAGAGACAGUACAACCCCCCGCAGCAGGAGAGCAGCGACGGCUGUAGCACACUCCCCCAGAGCAGCAGAAAUUUCGAAAAGCCCAUUUCAAACAGUAGUAAGAAAGAUGCCUUAAGGAAGCCAAUUGUAGUUGAACUUGAAAGCCAGCAGAAGUCUUACGGACUCAACUUGGCUGUCCAGAAUGGACCAGUCAAAAGCAACGGGCAGGACGGCCCCUUGCUGGGUACAGAGAGCACUGGCAACGUUAGGACCGGGCUGUGGAAACACGAAACUGCUGUGUAGCAGUGGGGAGCUGGGGGGGGUAGUGGUUCUGAGGCAGAAACCCAACAAACUGUGAGCUUCACAUUCCUUUAAGCUACGAACGUGUGCAAACGGUUUACAGCCACCUUAGGGAUUCGAAACAGUUUUGAAUAAACUUCUACAUUUGGGAUUUUACAUAUUUUAUAUCCCCCGAUUGUUGCUUUUUUUUUUAUGAAUUAAAAAAGAAAAGAAAAAGCCCUCCGAGCACUGUUUUAGUUGUAAAGCACCAGCAGGACUUGGAGAAUCUGAAAUGUAGUUUUUUGGAACCUGUUCUAUCUACUUAACAUUUCAGGCUUGUAUUUAAUACAAUAAAUAGGUGUUUGUCCUUGU
Mustela erminea (ermine) is the source of this 4596-nucleotide messenger RNA. It is a transcript of the gene ADGRA3, whose product is annotated as adhesion G protein-coupled receptor A3. Gene Ontology annotation, molecular function: G protein-coupled receptor activity; protein binding. Gene Ontology annotation, cellular component: plasma membrane; external side of plasma membrane. Gene Ontology annotation, biological process: G protein-coupled receptor signaling pathway; cell surface receptor signaling pathway. The transcript is spliced from 20 exons. The record is from RefSeq and is a predicted model, not a curated record. NCBI's taxonomy places the organism in Eukaryota, Metazoa, Chordata, Mammalia, Carnivora, Mustelidae. The coding region runs from base 16 to 4248 and encodes 1410 amino acids.